AUGAACUCACAAAUGCCGAUAAAAACGUUAACACGAAUCAUAACAGCACUGGGACCAAUACUGAUUAGAUCUUUAGCGGAGGCAUAUAAACAACAUAUAGCAAAUCAAGCGGCUGCACAAAGCAGAGGUCGCGUCGCUUCGGCGGCAGCUGGUGCGUCAAACGGUGCGAGUGACUUAUUGACACAGAAAACGAAAAUAAGUAUCGAGGAAGCAUGUCAAAUAUUAAAUGUCAAAAAAGAGAAUAUCGAAGAUAUCGUUAUGGUUGCAAGGCGAUUUGAACACUUACAUAAAAUGAAUGAUCCAUCGAGAAGUGGGUCGUUUUACAUACAACGAAAAAUCGAGAACGCAAAAGAUCGAAUUCAAUUAGAGUUAUUGGAGAAGGCGAAGCGUGAGGGAAAGGCACCUCCUGCAUUUACUAUAAAUGGACAAUCUUCUUCAUCAUCGUCAUCUUCUUCACAAUCUACGUGA
Molecule: messenger RNA, 468 nt
Organism: Ambispora gerdemannii
Lineage: Eukaryota; Fungi; Glomeromycota; Glomeromycetes; Archaeosporales; Ambisporaceae
Source: the annotation of a GenBank genome assembly